Cavenderia fasciculata is the source of this 939-nucleotide messenger RNA. It is a transcript of the gene prsC, whose product is annotated as phosphoribosyl pyrophosphate synthetase. The record is from RefSeq and is a predicted model, not a curated record. Gene Ontology annotation, biological process: 5-phosphoribose 1-diphosphate biosynthetic process; purine nucleotide biosynthetic process. NCBI's taxonomy places the organism in Eukaryota, Evosea, Eumycetozoa, Acytosteliales, Cavenderiaceae. The transcript has 4 exons. Gene Ontology annotation, molecular function: magnesium ion binding; ribose phosphate diphosphokinase activity. Bases 1 to 939 code for a protein of 312 amino acids. Gene Ontology annotation, cellular component: cytoplasm; ribose phosphate diphosphokinase complex.
AUGAUAGAUCAAGUUAAAGUAUUGAGUGGUACAGCUCAUAAAGAAUUUGCAGAACAAUUAUGUAAACAGUUGAAUAUAGAAUUAGGAAAAUGUGAUUGUGGUAAAUUUUCAAAUGGAGAGACAAGAGUAAUAGUUGAUGAAUCUAUAAGAUCAAAAGAUGUAUAUAUUGUUCAACCAACUUGUAAUAAUAUAAAUGACAAUAUAAUGGAGUUGUUGGUGAUUGUCGAUGCUGUUAGACGUGCUUCAGCAAAACAUAUUACAGCCGUCAUUCCAUUUUGGUCAUAUGGUAAACAAUGUAAAAAAGAGGCUGGUCGUCAACCAAUCGUUACAAACUUUUUAGAAAAAUGUGGAGUACAACGUGUAAUAUCAAUGGAUUUAGAGGCACCACAAAUAUCAGGUUUCUUUUCAAUCCCAGUUGAUAAUUUAUAUGCUGAACCAUUGAUUGUAAAGUAUAUUGAAAAACAUAUAAAAGGUGAACGUGUCGUAGUCAGUCCAGCAGUCGAUGGGGUAAAGAGAGCCAAAUUGGUUUCAGAUAAAUUAAAUUGUGAUCUAGCCAUUUUAGAUAGACAAUCUAAAGAAUCUCUUGAUGAUAUGGUUCUUGUUGGUGAUGUUUCAAACAAAGUUGCUAUUAUCAUUGGUAGUAUUGCUGAUACUUGUGAAACAUUGGCAUUGGGAGCAAAAGUUUUAAAGAAAAGAGGAGCUUUGGAAGUUUAUGCAUUGGUAUCACAUGGAGAAUUGAGUGGAUCAGCCAUUGAAACUUUAAAUCAAUCAGAGUUGAAAGAGUUGGUCAUUACCAAUUCCAUUCCAACCAAUGAUAAAGUAAAACAAUGUCCAAAGAUUAAAGUAAUCAAUGUUGCUCCAAUGUUUGCUGAAGCUAUUAGACGUAUUGUUCAUGGUGAAUCUGUAACUGCUACUUCAAAUAAAUUUACCAUUUUAUAA